Racocetra persica is the source of this 227-nucleotide messenger RNA. The record is from the annotation of a GenBank genome assembly. NCBI's taxonomy places the organism in Eukaryota, Fungi, Glomeromycota, Glomeromycetes, Diversisporales, Gigasporaceae.
AUACAUUAAUUAAUGAAAUUCUAUUAGAAAUUGAACAAGAUCAGCGUGAACAUUACAUUGCAAAUAAAAUCGGCAAACUUGUUGAGCAAGGAGAUGGCUAUGAUUAUGUAUAUUAUACCAAGAGUGUUUUAAAAAAAACCAAUGUGAAGUCAUUUUAUUACUGGUGUAAUUGUCGCAAAGAACUUGCUUCAAAAAGUCAAAAACACAGUGAUAUUUCAAAACAAUGA